Molecule: messenger RNA, 863 nt
Organism: Rhodamnia argentea
Lineage: Eukaryota; Viridiplantae; Streptophyta; Magnoliopsida; Myrtales; Myrtaceae
Product: (-)-germacrene D synthase-like
Exons: 4
Coding region: 53-625 (190 amino acids)
Molecular function (GO): terpene synthase activity; magnesium ion binding
Source: RefSeq, a predicted model, not a curated record
AGGAGUUUAUUUCAAGCCGGAGUACAAAGUCACUAGAAAAAUACUAACCAAAAUGAUAGCGAUUGUUCAAGUAUUUGAUGACAUGUACGAUGUCUAUGCCACAUUGGAAGAACAAGUAGUCUUCACGAAAGCAAUUGAAAGGUGGGAUGUCGAUGCCAAAGAUGGAUUGCCAGAGUACAUGCAAGUGUGUUACCAGAUACUUCUUGAUUUGUAUGAUGAAUUUGGCUACGAACUGACUAGAAAAGGACAAUCAUACCACCUCUUCUAUGCAAAAGAAUUGAUGAAAAACCACUUGAGAACGUACUUCGCCGAAGCCAAAUGGUUCCACCAAAACCACAUACCAACGAUGGAGCAGUACAUGCCCGUUGCAUCAACAUCCAUUGGUUGUGAAUUGCUGUUGGGGACGUCGUUGCUGGGAAUGGGAGAUGUCGUAACAAAAAAUGAUUUUGACUGGUUAUUAUUCAGCGACCCCAAGAUGGUGAAGGCUUCGAAAGUAGUCGCGCGGCUCUUGGAUGACAUUGCUGGACAUAAGAAUUCUUUUACAGAUGGAGCAAAAGAGAGGACAUUCGGCAUCUUCGGUGGAGUGUUUCAUGAAACAAUACGGAGUUACAGAGGAAGAGGCUAAGGACAAUCUCCGUAAACAAGUGGUCGAUGCAUGGAAGGACAUGAAUGAAGCAGUGCGCCGUCCGAGCCCCGUCCCCAAGCUAUUCCUCGUGCGAAUUCUCAAUUUUGCACGAGUCUUCCAUGUGGUGUAUAUUGAUGAAAAGAUAACUACUCUCAUGCUGGAACCAAGUUCAAAGAGAAUGUCACUACUCUGCUCGUCGAUCCAUUGCCAAUGUGAUGCUUUGGAAGAGCAAGCAUAA